This is a messenger RNA of Dermacentor albipictus, 1635 nucleotides long. It is a transcript of the gene mldr, whose product is annotated as mitochondrial ribonuclease P catalytic subunit. Gene Ontology annotation, cellular component: mitochondrial ribonuclease P complex; mitochondrion. Gene Ontology annotation, biological process: mitochondrial tRNA 5'-end processing; tRNA 5'-leader removal. Gene Ontology annotation, molecular function: ribonuclease P activity; protein binding. The record is from RefSeq and is a predicted model, not a curated record. NCBI's taxonomy places the organism in Eukaryota, Metazoa, Arthropoda, Arachnida, Ixodida, Ixodidae.
GUUCCGUGAGAGGUUUCGCAAUGUUCGAAGGGCUAGCUUGCCGGCUUUUGUCGCCGCCUCUGUUGGAAGCGUGCGCCAGUGUGCGCUUCGAGCGGCAUUGAGAAAGAGCAUGGCGGCGACGGCGGCGUGGCGCCGGUGUUUCGCACGCUUGGCGUGCGCUGCCUACGCUGGGAAGACGGCAUCUCGGCCGGGCAGCGCCGCCGCUCGAGCUGAGCAACUCUACGCGCAAGUCGUCGAGUACGCGGCAGGCCGGCCGCUGUCGCCGAAGGACUGGGCACGCUUCGAGCAGCAACAUAACCCGGCCAUGCGGCUUCCGUUUCGCAGCCAGCUCAUGAGCUGCCUGGCCGCAAGGAGAGACCACGCGAUGGCUCACUCGCUGCUUGAGUAUGCGGAAGGCGUCGCCGGAGGUGUGACACGCAUCAUGCUCGCCCACUACCUGGCGCUCUGCUCGACCGAGCAGCAAGCGGACGCGUGUUUGCGCAGAAUCCUCGAGUCAAGUGGCGGCCUGCUGGACGUUCAAACACGGAACUUGGUGGUGAGGUCCCUGUGCCAAACACCUCUCUGGAAAAGAGCCACUGAGUUCCUUGAUGAGCCUGAAGCCGCUCCAGAACCAGUCAACGCCGUGGCAGUUGCAGGCUUUCAGCACGGCGACUUCUCCAUAGCUUGGGAGUGUCUCGAACGUUUACGGGGCUCUCAGCCGCUUCGUAUCUUUCCUUCCGCAAUGGAGGCUUGCCUCAAAGCUGCUUGCACAAUGGCUCAGAGUGGCCAUCUUGACGAGGGCCGCCAACUGGUCAACCGGCUGCUCACGUACCUGGCUGCUGGCAGCCACGGCCCACUGCCCUCAUCGCUUGCGCUAAGCUUGUCCAGCUUUUACAGCAAUUGGGCCCCACCCGGCUGGAGUAAUGGGCUUGCCGCUGUUUCCAGCAGGGACAGCAUCUGCAACCGGUGUGGCCGCCAGCUUGAGAUGUUCCGGCUCAGCGACGCCGAGUGGGAGGAGCUGAGGCGAGGUGUCUUAGAACGAUGCCUGGAAGGCGACGACCCUUACCUGGGCAGCAACCCCCGUGAGCUGGCCAAGUUCAGGGAUUUUCUCAACCGUGCUCCUGCCUACGGAGUGGUCUUGGACGGACUGAACGUAGCCCUCUCUGGCAAGGACAGGGCUCAGGAGUUGCUGAAGGCGGUGCAACACUACGCCGUGAAGGAGAAGCAGGCCAUCCUGCUCGUGGGGCGCAAGCACAUGCUCCAUUGGCGCGCAGACAUCAUGGACCAAGUUUGGAAGCGCUGCCUCCGAUACCUGGCCAAUGACACGUCGCACGACGACCCGUUUGUGCUGUAUGCAGCAUUGCACGGGGGACCGGGCACGAUCGUUGUGUCGCGCGACCUCAUGCGACAGCACCGGUUCCGCCUCAGCGACCCAAGGCUCCAGGAGUUGUUCACUUCCUGGCAACACCUGCACCAGGUCGAAUGGAGGGGUGCACCCGUGUCCACAACAGUCCCGCACAAAGUGAUCGUGCAGGGAAGCUCCACAAACGGCUGGCACAUGCCGCACGCGGAGGAGAAUGGCACAGUCACGGCAGCGGCACAGUGGCUUUGCAUUGCACCCGCAGCCGUCUUUCGACCUUCCAGGUUGAGUUAGGA